Molecule: messenger RNA, 257 nt
Organism: Staurois parvus
Lineage: Eukaryota; Metazoa; Chordata; Amphibia; Anura; Ranidae
Source: the annotation of a GenBank genome assembly
AUGGGUGACAUUGAAAGGCAGCUCAGAUGGGCACUGAUAUGUGGCUUUAAUGUGCACUGGUAUGCAUUGAUGUGGCACUGAUGGGCAGUGGCACACCAGGGGCGGACUGACAACUCAUGGGGCCCCUGGGCAAUAGGGGAUCAUGGGGCCCCUGUGUCCUUGCCCAAACUCAAAAAGCCUAUGAAAAAGGUACCAGGGGCACCUCAUGGGGCCCCAUACUGACCCCGGGGCCGCGGGCAGUUUCCCUGGUUGGAACA